GAAACACCCUGUGCAAAUAAAUAAAGCCAACAAGACCGAACAAAACUUUAGUUUUACCGUAAAUUUUGUCGGAAAUGGAUAGUUAUCCCAAAAAUUUGGUCGAUCAGUAUUUAAAAACCUCUACAAAGCUAAAGAAAAUUGAAAAGGCAGUCUUCAAACGUUUUGGGCCAAAUGUUUCCGAAGUUUUAGAGGACUAUGGCCGUUUGGCUAUUAAGUUUGAAGAGGCCGGCAUUUAUCAAUAUGCUGCCAUGUGCCAGCUGGGUGUUGCAAAAUGUGAAAAUUAUUUACAAAAUGCUAUGGCCGAGUGUCAGGCUUUACUGAAAGCGGCUCGUUUAUUUUUAAAGGCUCACGAAGAAAUGGAGUCUUUGCUAUUGAGAUCCAAUCGCCCCGAGUAUAGGGAAACCGCUUUGCAUUGUUUUACCCAGGCUGUGGAAAAAUGUCCCGAUGAUAGUGUCAUUAAGGCAGCCAUUAUAAGAGAAAUGACUCCUUUACAGCCGCAUUAUGAAGUGACCAGUACUUUUAACUCACCGGCACAUCGUAUAUACGAAUUGGAAGUGGGCACCGAACAAUCUUUAAAAAAUCAUGAUUAUCUUAAGGCCCUGCAACAGUUAGAUGAUAUUGUGGACAAUAUUUAUGAGCGUAAAAAGCAACAUCUCUAUCAGGAGGUUUUGGCUAGAGUAGAAAUAUUAAGGGUACUGCUCUUAGUGGCCCUAACACUGCCACCGGCACGACAAACCCCAGCUCAUAUAAAACUUAUUGAGUUUUAUGUUCAAUUGGCUGAAUUUCAGCCGGAAGAAAAUCUAGUGCCCAGUCCCACCCAUUCACCAGUGCAUGAAGUCCACACCUUUAGCUCCUGGCGUCCGGGUUCAUAUUUGACACAAUUUCAAAAAUUUGCUUUGGCUGAAAUCAUUUUAGCUUGGCAUCUCAAUAAACCGCGUGAUUUGAAAGUGGCGUUGCAAGAGUUUCGUCAUAAUUUUAUAUCGCUAUCCGAAACUCAAAGAUUUCUGAUAAAUAGUAUUAUACAAAAAGUUGAUAAAAAGUGUUAAGGAGUUGUUCCAGCAGAAAAAAAGUGAAUUAAGUCAAGAUUUUAAAGCAAGUUUAUUUAAGCAAGUUCAAUAAAUUAUUUUAUCAAGAAAAACGUCAACGGAUCUAAAGGUAA
Molecule: messenger RNA, 1159 nt
Organism: Lucilia sericata (common green bottle fly)
Lineage: Eukaryota; Metazoa; Arthropoda; Insecta; Diptera; Calliphoridae
Exons: 3
Coding region: 75-1046 (323 amino acids)
Biological process (GO): vesicle cytoskeletal trafficking
Cellular component (GO): early endosome
Source: RefSeq, a predicted model, not a curated record